Messenger RNA from Mobula hypostoma (lesser devil ray), 1799 nucleotides. RefSeq names its product ermin-like. The coding region runs from base 155 to 1270 and encodes 371 amino acids. NCBI's taxonomy places the organism in Eukaryota, Metazoa, Chordata, Chondrichthyes, Myliobatiformes, Myliobatidae. Gene Ontology annotation, cellular component: cell cortex; extracellular exosome; filopodium. Gene Ontology annotation, molecular function: actin filament binding. The transcript has 2 exons. Gene Ontology annotation, biological process: morphogenesis of a branching structure; actin filament organization; regulation of cell projection organization. The record is from RefSeq and is a predicted model, not a curated record.
UGUCAGCUUCUGAUGAGAGCUAACAGGAUGGACAGCAUUUAAGGAACUUCUCAUAUUGUUGAAUCACUUUCCUUUUCUUACAUUUGAAUUUACUUCUCAGAAAAGUAAUAUUUUUGCAACAAUUUUAAAGUCUAGCAGAUCUUCAGAGCAGAGAAUGGCUGAAGAAAACUCUUUGGUGUCUUGUUCAGUUGAAGCUGAGAAGACUAUAACUAGUGUACAUCAUCCAGAAAUGGUUGAUAAUAUCAAAGGAGCAGUAGACGCCAUUCAAUCAACAGAAGAAAAUAUCCCAUCAGAUGCAGUAAGCAAUUUUCUUUUGCCUGAAAAUAUUACAUCCAGUGAAGGAGCACAAUCAACGACUGAAGAAAAUUGUUCACUUUCAGAAGAGAUAAUUGCAGAUAACAAGAGCAUUACAGACACUGAACAAACAGUGGCACAUAAUAAAGAGAAUUGUCCAGCUCCAGAGAGCAUCCCAUGUAAUGAGGAAACCAGUUUAACUAUUGAACAGGUUGUUUCAACUGAAAAUGAAAUCAGUUAUCCUGCAGACGAGAUUACCCCAUGUACCAAGGAAGACUGUUUAUCUUCAGAGCUGGCCAUGCAGUCUGCCCAGAAAAGUGAGUCUUCUGCUGUUGAGGCUAUGCCUAUUCGCAUGCAAGCUAAUUUGCCUUGUGAACAGACACUUGUUCAGGAGACAACUUCCUCAGCUGAAAACACAAAUCAGCCCACAGAGGACAUGGUCUUACCUACAGAAAGUGCGAAAUCAUUCACCGCAGAAACUGUUAUUCCUGAAGUAACUUCGAUUCAAAGUACAGGUCUAGAGUCUGAGGUAACACCUUCAAGUUCUGUCAUAGAAGAAGGAAUAACACUACCGAACAGUCCUUUGGAAAACUCUGCUGAUGGUGAAAGAACCGAAACAGUUCCUGCAGUGGAGAAGGAGAUCCUAUUAUCAGAAGUGUGCAAGGAGAAAGAAGCAGAUCAAAAUGUAAUAAAUCACAAUACCAAUGAAAACAGUGAUGAAAUACAGGCCGAUGAAGAGAUUAACUCACAAGAAUUCCAUGAGAGCAGUGACUUAGAGUCACCUUCAACUAGUCCUAUUCAACCAGAAUCACCAACUAAUACCGACUAUGCUGAGGAGCAAUCAAGACCUUCAAGAAGACCUGAUGUUACCAAGCACAGCUAUUCCAGGUACAAUACUGUCUCUUAUCGCAAGAUCAAAAAAGGAAAUACUAAGCAGCGUAUUGAUGAAUUUGAGUCAAUGUUACAAAUAAAUUAAAUGUUGCUACACAUAUGCAACAUUAACUACUGUCUCCUGUCAUUAAAUUUAAUUGAAUUGGCCUAGAAAUUGAAUAGUGGUGUAGAAGCUAUUUGAUUGAAGGCGCAUUGCUGCAAAAUUGUGUGAGGCAAGGUCCAAGAAGUUGCAGGUUAAGCCUUACACUUUCAAAAGAAAAUAGACAAAUGGAUGGAUUGAUAAUGGGUGGAAACCCAGAGGGAGAAAAGAUCACAAGGUACAGGAACAGAAUUAGACCAUUUGGCCCAUUGAGUCUGCUCCACCAUUUCAUCAUGGCUGAUCCAAAUUUCCCUCUCAGCCCCAAUCUCCUCCCCUCUCCCUGUAUCCCUUCAUGCCCUGACCUAUCAUGAAUCUAUCAACCUCUGCCUUGAAUAUACUCAAUGACUUGGCGUAAACAGCCAUUGGUGGCAAAAAAUUCCACAGAUUCACCACUUGUCAGAUCUCAUGCUUGGGAGGGAGAUACAAUGGGUCUUCUGAUACUAUGGAGAUUGUUGAGUGCAUUCCCAAUACUGAA